Messenger RNA from Solea solea (common sole), 1089 nucleotides. It is a transcript of the gene eny2, whose product is annotated as ENY2 transcription and export complex 2 subunit. Lineage: Eukaryota; Metazoa; Chordata; Actinopteri; Pleuronectiformes; Soleidae. The transcript has 5 exons. Gene Ontology annotation, molecular function: transcription coactivator activity; chromatin binding. Bases 299 to 586 code for a protein of 95 amino acids. The record is from RefSeq and is a predicted model, not a curated record. Gene Ontology annotation, cellular component: SAGA complex; nuclear pore; DUBm complex. Gene Ontology annotation, biological process: poly(A)+ mRNA export from nucleus; positive regulation of DNA-templated transcription; regulation of transcription by RNA polymerase II.
UAGGAACCAUUGAAGUGGUCAGCGUUUCCUACCGGAAUUCCCUUAUGACGGUGUAGUCAGUUUUGACGAAGGCAGUUAUUAUUUUAGCACCUAAUUGAGGCUAAACUUUGAAGGAAAUUCUCCCUGAAACGUGACUAAGACGAGCCGGGCUCCUCAACACCGUCGGUGUGUGUGAGGUUCGGUGCUAAAACUUGCUGUUUUCACAGCUAACGCCAUCUUGUGGAUUAACUUUUGUUUUUACUAACAGCGUUUGGUCAGAGUGAGACCUCGCUUAUUCGCCCCUGGUGUGUCACAGAGCAUGAGCAAAGAGUCCAGGAUGAGGGCAACAGUAAACCAGAAGCUGACCGAGAUGGGCGAACGAGAAAGACUGAAGGAGAUACUGAGAGCUAAGCUCACUGAGUGUGGAUGGAAAGACCAGAUGAAGGCUCACUGUAAAGAAGUGAUCAAAGAAAAAGGCCUGGAGCAUGUCACCGUGGAGGAUCUGAUGGUGGAGAUCACUCCUAAAGGAAGAGCCUUGGUACCAGACAGUGUCAAGAAAGAGCUUCUCCAUAGAAUAAGAGCAUUUUUAUCUCAGCAUGCCACAUAAGUUUGAUUUUCACAAUUUUACCACAUAUUUUAUCAGACCAUUUGCCUUUACUGUCAUGAUGAUGGUGUAUUUUAAUGAAUUGAUGUACAAGUACUGUGCAGAAGUCGUAGGGCACUACCGACUUUGUUGUUUUUCUGUCAGAUUCUGUGAUCUUUAGCAUUAAUAAGGGUUCCACUCUAGUUUUAAGAGAGGCAUGUCGUGUUAUGUUUCAAGUGUAAGGGUUGGUCACGUUAAAUAGUGGGCAUUCUAACAUGGAGAGGCUGUUUUUUUUAUGAAUAAAUAGUUAUUGUAUAACCGCAUGCAUGUUUCAUGGAUGUGUUCCAACAAAGUCAAUUAAAUAAUUGUACUGUAUACCACAAAUCUAAGACUUUUGCACAGUACUGACAGUCUCUUGGCUAUAUUUCAUGGAGUGUUUGUAACCUGUUGCAGUUGCACCCAAGUUGUACAUUCAAUUGACUUUUAAUGAUUGUAAAAAUGAGAAUAAAGUUUUUUGAUUUAUUAGA